AUGGCACGUGCACCACAGACUAAGAGGAAUGGCAAAGUCGAGGAGCAUAGCAUUUUGCAAGAUACAUGCCAAAAGCAUUCACACUCGGAAGACGUAGGGCUCGGUCCCGUACCGUAUUAUACGGAUACGGCAUUUUCGUAUACGGUGCCGUACCGUAUCCGUAUAAAAAUUUUGACUCAAAAAUACGGCACGUAUUUUACGGGCCGUAACCCAACUACGCCGUAUCCGUAUAUGGCGUAUACGUUCCGUAUACGGCCGUACCGUAUCUGUAUAGGUUUUCGGGUUCAGAAAUACGGCACCGUAUUAUACGAGCCGUAUCCGUAUAAGGGUCGUAUUAUACGGCCUGUAUCCGUAUACGGCACGCUUCUACGGAUGGAGAAACAACACAUGAAGUGGGAAUCUGCGCGACUUUGUGCACUCGUCCACAUGCGUUCAAAGAAUUUCUGCAUCAUGGCCAUAGUCCCAGUUAUGAAACAUGAGCUCCAACGCGCUGCAAUGGAAAAGCCAGUAUUUUGUAACAAGAUUAACAAGAGAGAGCUGAUGCUGACUGGUUCUCGAGGCGAUUCGAGCCUGGAUGUCGUCCCAUCGACCUGA
This is a messenger RNA of Fomitiporia mediterranea MF3/22, 594 nucleotides long. RefSeq lists its product as uncharacterized. The coding region runs from base 1 to 594 and encodes 197 amino acids. Lineage: Eukaryota; Fungi; Basidiomycota; Agaricomycetes; Hymenochaetales; Hymenochaetaceae. The transcript is spliced from 4 exons. The record is from RefSeq and is a predicted model, not a curated record.